This is a messenger RNA of Porites lobata, 820 nucleotides long. The record is from the annotation of a GenBank genome assembly. Lineage: Eukaryota; Metazoa; Cnidaria; Anthozoa; Scleractinia; Poritidae.
AUGAGCCCAGAAGUUCGAACAGUACCUAGCCACUAUAUAUGGUGCACCGCUAACGGCACCCCUCCCAUUUACUUGUCCUUGGUACGAUCCUCCACACAACUGGCCAGCGGUGUAGGACGGGUGCACAGUCAAAUAACACAGACGGGAAAUUACACUUGUACAGCUAGAAACGAUGCUGGCAUGGACACAAGGGAUUUUUCAGUUGCAAUUAUUGGUAAGAAUAAAUUAGAAGCAAAACUUGCCAAGCCUAACAAUCCUUAACUGCAAUCAAUUUUUAAUUUAAAACUUCUCUGCUGUUGCAGACUCUUUUUUGUUAGGUUAAAUGCUUUAACAGAGAAGACAAACAUUGUGCUGUCGCUGAUCUUAUCCAGCGACUUUAAUUGCAACUUGCUUUUAGAGAUACUGGUUCCAAAAGCAUACAAUAUUAUCCGUAUAUUCUAGUAUCGUAAACGGUCUGCCGCAGAGUCCGCCCGUAAACAGAAAAAUAUCGUUGUUUGGGUGGAAAAGUUGUUUUAUAAGCAUCCUCCGUCAAAGCCCGGGGAGGCACCUUCUGAGCCCUGAAAUAGAAAAUAAGGAAGCCGAGAUUCUUUUAAGGUAUCGCGUUGGAGAUACUAUGCUGAUUACGCUCUCCAUUAGGAUAGGAAACGCAAAAAAUAACGCUCAGUAUAGAUCUGUCUUUAUCAUGACAGAUUGUGGGGGUUCUUGUUGGGAAGAUGGCAACGAGAUGGAAGGACAGUUCUGCAACAUAUAUGACUGUACUGAAAACAGUUUGAGAGCGGCAAUUCUGACGUGUAUUGCAACAACGACAACAAAAUUGUAA